Messenger RNA from Oryzias latipes (Japanese medaka), 4048 nucleotides. RefSeq names its product fibronectin type III domain-containing protein 7-like. Gene Ontology annotation, molecular function: protein binding. The record is from RefSeq and is a predicted model, not a curated record. Lineage: Eukaryota; Metazoa; Chordata; Actinopteri; Beloniformes; Adrianichthyidae.
CACCUACACAGGAGUAUUUUUUUGAACUAUUUCAGAAUUCCCUGUGCUUGAGACAGUAAAAAUAAAGAAGAAAGAAACAAAGAAAGAAGCAAAGAAAAAAGGGGCCAAAUUAUUUAUAUAUUUUUAAUAAAAUCCAUGUAGGGGCUAAAAAUCAGGUGGCUUUUGUGAUCCCUAAAACGGACGUCUGAAACUUUUACUCUGACAGUACUGAAAAGUGACACAAUUUUUGCCCCUCAUGAAGUAAUGACCAUGGUUCCAAUUAACAAAAAGUUUUUAUAGUAGUAUUACACAAGAUUGCAUUUCUAAGAAUUUCAGUAGGUGCCUUAACGAAAAACACUUUGUUUGACUUCCAUAAAUAUAGUUUUAAAAAUAUGUUGUCUACAUUUCAGUAGCAAGUUUUCUAAUUUUAUGCAGAUUUUAUAAACUUAUGUCUGUAACUUUACCAUAAAAACAUGUUUGUUUGUUUUUUUUACAAAAGUGAUCAUUUCUUAAGUUAUGUUCCACAUUGAAGUAAGGAACGAUGAAAAUCUUUUUUCCGUUUUUAAAUAUUCUACCAUUUUGCAUUCUGUAUGAAUUAGAGUUUAAUAGAAGCCUCUGUUGGCCUUUUCUUCUGAACUUCUUAAAUAACCUCCAUUGCUCAAUUUUUGCUUUUUAUUAUAAAAGAAACUGAUCCAUAACCCUCUAGCUAGGGAAAGCCCAACUCAUUUGCCAGACCACUGUACAUUUCACAACAGGCACAUUUUCUAUUCUAAAAUUUCAUGCCUUUUAGCUAUAAAAGUGUUUCAUUCUCUGUCUUUUCAACCUCCAUUUGUCUAAAGGUAAGUGUUGUUAGGAUUGGUUAGGAUUUAUCUCACAGUAGGAGGAGCUACAUAUGGGUACUUUACAAAGCUGAGAUCCCAUAAGGGUAAAGAUAAGAUCAAAUCAUCAGAGAGAAGGGGUUUUGAUUAAGUGGAGAUCUCAAGAGUCUGGAGUUAUACAGGAUUGUUUUACAAAGGCAAACAGGUAGAAUGGGUGUCAUGAAGUGGCUGGUAACUUCUGUCUUUCUCUGCAUUUCCUCACAGGUUGCAGCUCAAUCAGGUUUCGAAUUAUCCCAGUUCUCUGCAACAUCCAAGACUGUUUUUCUCAAAUGGACCAGAUAUAUGGGAGCAGAAUCAUACAGGAUAAGCACUGCCCUUAAAAGCUCACCAAACGACACCAUUGGUUUUGUUUUGUUUGGUCCAAACACACUGUUGGGCUCCAUCAGCUACUUGUCACAAGGAGUUGAUUACAUCUUCACAGUUGAGGCUUUGGAUGGAUCACAGAGGGUACUAAGUUCGGCAUCUAUCAAUGCGUCAACAGCCCCCGAUAGGAUGGAUCCCAUCCAAACCAUCAAGCCCAAGAACAGCAAGACUUUGAUUGCCGAGUUCAACUUGAAAAACGGAGUCUCUCAAUAUAUCAUAAGAGUGGAGGACAAGCAGGGCUUCUUCAGAGAAGACAGAGUGUCUUCCUCCCCAGCAGAGAUCACUAACCUCAGCCCAUACACUGAGUAUACGCUCAGCAUCAUGGCCGUGAGCAGCGCCGGCCGCAGUCAGCCAUCAACCACUGUAACAGGAAAAACAGUUUUGCCUCCUCCCCAGUUCUUCACUUCCUCUCCCACCAAUGACAGCAUUGUUGUCUCCUGGGCUCCUGUGGAUAAUGCUGUCCAGUACACAGUAUCUAUACAUAAGUUUGGCUUCAAUACCGAAAUAAAGUAUAACACAAGUGACACCAACCUGACCGUCUCAGGCUUGGAGGCCGGUUUGCUCUACAUGAUCAAGAGCUCUGCUUGGGACCCCAUUGGUCGAAACGGAGAGGACAGCUUAUAUAAGAACCAAACAACACGACCUCCAGCGCCAUCUUCUGUCAACGUGUCAGUGGUGAUGAAUAAUACAUUUGCUGGACUUGCUGUGUCCUGGGAGCUUGAGAAACAGGUUUAUGGAUAUGUUGAGUAUCAUGUGAUCAGUGAACAGAACGUCACCUGUAACACCACCUCCACCUCCUGCACCCUGCCUGUGGGGUGUGGAGAGCUGCACACCUUUCAAGUCAUUGCAUCAAAUGAGGCUGGGCCCAGCUACCCAUCCAUCCCAGUAGUCUUCAUCACAUUCCCCUGCCCUCCAGACUUUUUGGCUCAUGCACCAUCCUCAGAUGGAAACUGCACUCUGACGUGGAACAGAGUACCUUAUGCAGACAAAUAUGAAGCCUUCAUUAAGACAGGUGAUGGUAGCGAGGAAAACUGCAACACCACCAGCAACAACUGCACCUACCAAUGCCUGUGUGGCCACACGUACCUGAUGUCUGUGUUGGCGUUCAAUGAAGCUGGGAGCAGCCCUCAUGGAAAGGUUAUCAACUAUACCACAGUGCCCUGCUGUCCAGAAAACGUAGCCGUCUCUGCAGUGAGCACUGACACAUUGGAGAUCACGUGGACGGCCUCGCUGGGAGCAGAGCUGUAUGAGACCACAGCCGCAGACGCCCUGGAGGUCAUCCUCUGCAACGACACGGCUCCAGUGUGCGCUCUCUCUGACCUUAGCUGUGACAGAGCCUACAGCGUGGUGGUGACGCCCUGUAAUGACAUCAGUGGGUGUAACCGUGCUUGUAAAGCCCACACCAAAGACACAGCCCCCUGUGCGCCAUCCAAUCUGCAGCUCACUCUACAGAACUCCACUGUCAGUGUCAGCUGGACAGCAAACAACAGAAAAGCUAACUACACAGUCACAGCAGACGGAGAUGGUGGUAGGCACAUCUGCACCACCAGUGGAAACAGCUGCAACGUCACUGACCUUUCCUGUGGCUCCAUCUAUGAAUUCAGUGUGUCAGCAGCCAGCGCUGCCGGCCCGAGUCUAUCCAGCUACACCAAAUCACAUGAAACAGAGCCCUGCUGCCCGAUGAACAUCACAGUAGAUCAGGUCACUGAGGCAAUGACAAACGUCACAUGGUCCCAGGCUAAAGGAGCCCACUCUUUCAUCACCUCUCUGACCUCCCCCCGCGGUCACGCUCGCUGCCACACGCAGGACUCACACUGCCUGAUGGGCUGCAUCACCUGUGGCACCAACUACUCUGUUACCAUGGAGACCUACAGCCCCAGUGGGCACAUGUCCACCUGCACAUACCAGGGCUUCUCUUCCAGCCCUUGCUGCCCGUCGGGCGUCAAGCUGUACAGAACAACUGAUAAUUCCUUUCAGGUUUACUGGCGCUCCACAGGCAGCCAACACAGCAUCAUAGCAGAGCUGCUGGGGAGCAACAACAGUUACAACUGCACUGCUUUGCCCGGGCAGAACAGUUGCAGCAUUGACAACAUCCAGUGUGGGGAUGUCUUUCAUGUAAUUGUAGCCCCGCUCACAGUGGAGGGCGAAAAAAUCUUGUUCUGCCCUCAACGACUUUAUUCAGUUACUUGUCUAGGGACCAGCAUUGGCACAGUGAUUUACAGAGGAAAAAGAAGUCUGGCUUGAAAGAUGCUUCCUUUUCCCAGAUGCAACACAUUUUCAUCCUCAUCUUCUUUCUCCAGCAACUCUUCUCUACUAGAACAAACGUCAUAGUGAAACAUUGACCAAGAAAACAUUAACAAUAUAAAUAAUAAGCAUUUAGAACAAAAAGAAAUUGAUGAUGAAGGAUUAACAGUCAUUAUACUUGAAAUGCCUUUAGUGACAUUUACUGAAUUGAAUUAAAUGAUUUUAACAUGAAGACAACACCAAAACAUAACAGCACUGCCAGUGCUCAAGUUUUCUUAAUGAUGACUGUGAUAAUUUAUAUUUAAGCAUUUUACUAAGACAAAUGUAUUUAAAACUUCAAUUUUCAAAAAUACUCUUUAAAAAGCAAGUGUUUCAGCAAUCAGAGGACAUGCUUGUACUGUAAAGAACCAAUACAGAAUGUCUUUAUAUUCAGCCCCAAGUUGAAAGCCUCCUGUGAUAAAGCAGCAAAAACAAAGAAGAUUUUGCCUUCAUUGUAUUGGUUUUCUGUUUAUCAUUUUCAGGAUGUAUUCAAAUGAGUUUUUCAAUAUGUACCAUAUGUCAUUUAUUAAAGAAUUUCAGCAUCA